AGGUCCGGACACCUCCGCGGGGACGUUACGAUGAGCCGAGCGAAGACAGCGUCGGCUUCGAAGCCUACCAGGGAAUAAACGAGCGCGAGAUGAACAGCCUACACAAGCGCAUCCCUGGGCUGCGGCGGCACGACCCCAAGACGUCGACCAUCCGGCAACACUACUACCCGGAGGGUGGCUGGGGCUGGGUGGUGUGCGGCUGCGCCUUCCUCGUCCACCUGGUGAUCGCUGGCUUCCAGCUCAGCUACGGCGUCCUGCUGCUGCACGUGCUGGCCGCCUGGGGCCGCGAAAGCUACAUGAAGGCCGUCUGGCUGGGCAGUCUGAACCUGAGCGUCAGCCUGCUGGUGACGCCGGCCGUGGUCGGCUUGUGCCGCCGCAAGUCUACCCGCCUGACAGCCGUGCUGGGCGGGCUGGUGGCCGCCCUCGCUUGUCUCUUCACCUCGUUCGCGCAGCAGCUGCAUCAAGUCUUCCUCAGUUACGGCGUCGUGAUGGGCAUCGGCGUGGGUCUGACGCGGGAGACGUCUGACCUGAUGACCGGCCAGUACUUCAAACGGCGCCGCGAGUUUGUGGAGAUCAUCGUCCAGUCUGGCGCCGGCAUCGGGCUCACGCUGGUCUCCACCAUCCUCCGGUACAGCUUGGGGUGGCUGGGCUGGCGGCUGGGCCUGCAGGUCAUCACCGGCAUCGUCUUCAGCACGUUCAUCAUCGGCAUCUUCUAUCGGUCCGCGUCGCUCUAUCAUCCGCAGAGGAGAGCGAUACUUCAUCUAAAAAACCAGAAACGAAAAGUCAAGGAGAAAAAGGAGUUUAAGAUGAAGAACCCGAAGCCGGAGGAGAAGCCCCCGUACCUGGACUGGAGUGUGCUGCGAGCGCGAACCGUGCAGGUGCUGGUGAUGUCAGCCGCUCUCGGCGGCCUCGGCAUCUACACUCCCGUCAUACUGCUGAUGGUGCAGUGUGAAGAGGAGGGACUGGACGCCGGCUCUCUCGGCCUCCUGCAGACUUUCCUGGGGCUGGCACUGGCCCUGGGCUGCCUGGGCUGCGGCGUCGUUGUGGUCCGGCCGUCAACCCAGUGCUGGAUCUCACGACAGUACCUCUGCCAAGCCACCCUUCUCGGCAUCAGCAUCAGCCUGCUCGCCCUGGCUGUGAUCGAAGGCUAUCACGGCUACGUGCUCUUCACCUGGCUGUACGGUGUCCUGCUGGGCGGCUACCGGUACGCCAUCAAGGUGUACACGUUCGAGCGCGUGCGAGCGCGCAACUUCAGCCGCGCCUGGGCGCUGGUGCAGGCGGCUGCCUCCCUCAGCUGCCUGGUGGCGGCGCCCAUCACCGGCUACAUCAACCGUCGGAGCCCGAAGGCCGGCUACUACUUUUCGAGUGUGAUGGUCCUGCUCAGCGCGUGCGUCUUCUUCAUGAUGAACUUGUACCGCAACAAGCUGAAGAAGAUGGACACGUCGCUGUCGUACACGACCGUCGACAGUCAGCUGUCGUCGGGUCACGACGCGUGCCAGCUGUCGGUGGAGCAUGACAGCGCACACAAGGUGUGCACCUGCGCCUUCCCGCCGGAGGAGGGCAGCGCCCACUCGUCGGGAGCCUUCGGCCGGGCGCCGCCACUGCAGCGCGUCGGCAAGUCAAUCUCGUUCGCCAACUCGGUGGACGUGCUAGACGACGGGGCGCUGCUGGAGCGCGUGCCAGACGGACUGACGUGUAUCUCGGAGGAGGGCCUGCUGGACCAGCUGGACAACUACAGCUACUACUUCCCCGGCGACUGCAUCACCAGCUGCGAUAAGGUGGAGAACUUCCUGCUGCACACGGAGCGCUCGCUGGGCCGGCCGGGCGAGUCGGUGUUCCUGGCGCGGCCGUUGCAGCUGUCCGGCGCGGUCAGCGUUAGUGAGCCGGAGUUCCUCGGCAGACUGGGCGCCGUGCGGCUGGAGGAGGAGGCCCGCCGCCCGCCGCCGCCGCCGCCGCCGCCUCCACCGCCGCCGCCGCCGCUCGGCCCCAGGGGCUCAAUACUGCGCAACGGCGCGCAGUGGCGGCCGCAGAACGAGAUGAGUGUGAUCGACGAGAUGACCACGUCGGUGUGAUGACUGCGGCGCACGUCCGGCCAGCUGACGGCCGUGCGUCACAGGUCACCUGACCACGCGCUCCCGCUGAGGUAGUGCUGUUACGUGUGGGAUGACGUGAGAGGGAAUUGUUUUAGGUCGGUGCUAAAAGUUGGAUAUAUUGUGACGCUGAAGAGAGAAGUGUCCCCAGUCAAUUUGGACGUGGGUUGCCACUCACUCG
Molecule: messenger RNA, 2271 nt
Organism: Pollicipes pollicipes
Lineage: Eukaryota; Metazoa; Arthropoda; Thecostraca; Pollicipedomorpha; Pollicipedidae
Product: monocarboxylate transporter 2
Biological process (GO): transmembrane transport
Molecular function (GO): transmembrane transporter activity
Source: RefSeq, a predicted model, not a curated record